CCAACACAGAAAUGAGCCACCGAAACUCACGGAUGGAGGGGAUGAAUCUGGAGCCUGGGGACCUGAUCGAGAUCUUCCGGCCGGGAUACCAGCACUGGGCGGUCUACGUGGGCUUGGGCUACGUUGUCCACCUGGCUCCUCCAAACAGGAUCCCCCCAAACACGUCCUGCUCUGGAGCUUAUCAAAACUCCCAGCUGCUCCCACCCCCAACGCUGUUGCUUGACGUUGCUGGGCAGGAGAAAUCUGCAGCGAAUGCAGAAAUGAGCCACCAGAACCCAUGGAUGCAAAAGAUGGAUCUGGAGCCUGGGGACCUGAUCGAGAUCUUCCGGCCGGGAUACCAGCACUGGGCGGUCUACGUGGGCUUGGGCUACGUUGUCCACCUGGCUCCUCCAAGUGAAGUUGCUGGAGCAGGCUUAGCGAGCUCCACGUCGGUCUUUGCCAACACAGCCGUGGUGAAGAAGGAAUUGCUGAGUGACGUGGUCGGGGUGGAUGAAUGCCGAGUCAGCAACAAGCAUGACUCCAAGUACUCUGUCCGGCCCGCAAACCGGAUUGUUUUUCUGGCAGAGAAGAUGGUGGGCCAAAUGGUUCAAUAUGCAAUCACCAGCCAGAAUUGUGAGCAUUUUGCCAACAACCUGCGCUACGAUGUGGCCAGAAGCGACCAGGUGCGAGACUUGGCCUGGAUGGCAGGAAUUACCGGAGUUACUGGAACUCUGGCCAUGGUUGGCCUUUCUGUCCUCAUGAAGAACUAGCGAGGAAGCUUUAACGAGACUUCAAUUAACAGUCUCUGAGAAUUCACUUUUCCAAAUAUUUUUUUGCCUUCUCUCUAUCGCUUUUCCUCUCUCUCCGCCUGCUUUUCUCUUUCAUUGGACAACUUGAGAUAGGGGUUUGGUCUCCCCCCUCCUAAUCCAGCCCCUUCACCACAACACCACCCCGUCUUUCCCUAACAGGUAUUUGGACUUCUGCUCUAGCCAGCGGGCUGAGAACUGCAGGGGCUGGCAAUCUCCCCACUUGACCGGGGGCGGGGGGGGCUGCAGAGCUCGAUUUGGACCCUCAUAUAUGCACGCACCCCGAAGCCAGCGUGUUUCACUAGCAUCGUGAAAUAUAUCAACGCAGGAUUAUUUUUUUGAGGAGAUCAUUCUCAUUCCCCGACCCGAUGUUAUGGAGGUCUCUGGAGAGGAAGAAGGGGGCCCCUUCCAGCGGGAAAAACACAUGCACAGCGUAGAAAGCCAUGGGCACCUGGCCAAAAGGAUCAGACAGAACCCGCCUUAGAGUUUCUGGGGUUUUCCGCUUAGAGUUUGCGAGUUCUGCUCAGUUUUGGCAAG
This is a messenger RNA of Candoia aspera, 1322 nucleotides long. RefSeq names its product phospholipase A and acyltransferase 3-like. Gene Ontology annotation, cellular component: cytoplasm. Bases 12 to 749 code for a protein of 245 amino acids. Gene Ontology annotation, molecular function: glycerophospholipid phospholipase A1 activity; A2-type glycerophospholipase activity. Lineage: Eukaryota; Metazoa; Chordata; Lepidosauria; Squamata; Candoiidae. Gene Ontology annotation, biological process: N-acylphosphatidylethanolamine metabolic process. The transcript has 6 exons. The record is from RefSeq and is a predicted model, not a curated record.